Messenger RNA from Cylas formicarius (sweet potato weevil), 3831 nucleotides. Its product is annotated as lachesin-like. The record is from RefSeq and is a predicted model, not a curated record. Gene Ontology annotation, molecular function: protein binding; axon guidance receptor activity. Gene Ontology annotation, cellular component: plasma membrane; axon; neuronal cell body. The transcript has 9 exons. Lineage: Eukaryota; Metazoa; Arthropoda; Insecta; Coleoptera; Brentidae. Gene Ontology annotation, biological process: homophilic cell-cell adhesion; synapse organization. Bases 211 to 1779 code for a protein of 522 amino acids.
GGUUAUUUUCCGCCAGACGUAACGAGAACGUUAUUCGGUCUACGCGCUGUGUUCUUCGGGGAUGCUCACUCGCGAUAAGCUGAAAUUCGAGAACGGCGCCGAAGGAACGCAAAACUUGCGUUCGUGAUUAAGUGUGUGAUUCUUGUAAGUGAUUCGUUUUCCGGGAUAGCAUUAUUUUUUUGAAGAACUUGUGUAACUGGAAUACUCGAAAUGGAUAUGAAGCUGUUUAGUGUUAUGUGCUGUUUGGUCUUUUUUGGCACAACCGUGUUUGGAGCGACGACCUCGAGAGAAGUGCGAUCGAAAACUCUAGAUGAAGAUGAAGACACGUACGGGGAAUUAAAAGACACGGACAUACAAAAAGACGAUUACUACGAUGGCGACGAAGAUGUAGAAGAAGAAGCGCCCGAAGAAGACAACAACGUGGACCUCAGGAUAACCUCGCAGCCUCAGACGAUAGUCAAAAAGCUUGGAGACAACGUCCGGUUGCCCUGCCUCGUAUCGCCAGAAAAAGCCGACCCGAUCAGGGUAUGGAGAAAAGACACAGAGGUGCUGUACCAGGGCAGUGUUCCUGUAAGCGGAUCGAGAAACAUGAAAAUCGAUAACGGAUUCCUACACAUUCAAUUGCGGGACGUCGGCGAUUUCGGAGAGUACAAUUGUACGUUGAUCUUAAACGAACACGACAACCCAUUCGUCGUUCAUAAAGUACUUCAGCAAGAGGAGCCUAGGAUUAUUUCUUUAACCGUAGACAACGAACAGUCAGUGUUGGAUAUUGGUGACACGCUGACCUUGAAUUGCAACGCGACCGGUGCACCCAGGCCGAGGAUAUCUUGGCACAAGAACAACGAAAGGCUCGGCACCGAAGGCGAAACGUUCAUCAUACAAAGCGUCAAAGUGAAACACGCUGGCAGCUACAGAUGUCUGGCCGACAACAAAAUCGGAAAGCCCGCCCACGAUCACAUCGAUAUCUUUAUUAACCAUAAGCCGAUCGUUAACGUCGAGAAAUACAUCGUCAACUCUGACCACAAGAGCAAUGUCGAGCUGGUAUGUCACGUGAGCGCGUACCCGCCUCCCGCGGUGCUGUGGCAGAAGAACGGCAUGAACCUGGAGCAAAAUGAACCCAAAAUCAAGUUUGCCAACGAGCGUAACAACCAGAGAAAUAUUCUGCUGAUCAGCGAUCUCCAAGAGGAAGAUUUCGGAGAUUACACCUGCCUGGCGCAAAAUAACUUUGGUCGCUCCACGCAAAACGUUACCGUCGUGAAAACACCCGUCGUAAGGCAUUUUCAGAAACCCCAUAACGAGACGAAAGAUGCGGUUCUGAUGUGGAAGGUGGACUCCAAACAACCCAUUUCGAUGCAUGAAUUGCAGUAUAGGAAAAAAGGCGAACCUAACUGGAAGACGGUUACACCAGACGUAACAAAUGCCACUGAAGGUGAUACGUACACCAUCAAGUAUGUCCUCACGGGCCUGGAUCCUGGGUUAUAUGAGGCGCGUGUUAGAUCUCAAAAUAUCCACGGCUGGUCGAAUUACUCUCCUCCUUUACCAUUUGAAGGUGUUUUAGCUAAGCACACAGCACAUCAGAAAAGCAAAUACCACAAAAAGGACCAAAAAGGAAAAGACCAAAAAGACAUGUCACUCGAUACACCCGCACAGCAUCGUAGCGAGGAGUCAUCUUUAGGAGCAUCUACGCAUAGCGGAAGUGUUCGCAGGUCACCGUUGUCAAUGCAAAUUUUUGCAGUCGGUGCCAUUUUGUUUUCGCUGCUAGUCCACGUCAGGCAGUGAGCAGCUUUCCAAGCAACUGCUACCCGUUUGUUUUAUAGGUAUCGCAGAUCCAGAAAAAAAACCAAAGUAUUUUGCUUUAGCGACGUCAAAUUUCAAGUGCGUUGUGAAUGUUUAACCACUGCUGCGUGUUGUUUAAUCAACACUUCGUUCGACAACCUCUUGAAACCUUAUGCAAAAAAUUAUAUAACGGGGGCGCGUGGGGUUGAAUAUUCUGUGAUCUUGUUAUGAACUGAAUAAAAGAAAUUUGUUGACUCGGGGACAAUCUUAUAAGAUGCCAUAUUUUUUUAACUGUGUAAUUGUAAAUUAAAAUUUAUUUAUAAUUGUAUAAGUUACCUGUAAUGUAAUUUCCCGAAACAAUCAUGGCGCGUCUUUUUUCAUAGAAAAGUUUUGAUUUACACUGAAGAAUUUUUGUUAAAAUUUUCCUAAUACCAAACUAUGCAGCUAAUGGAUAGGUAGUAAAGUUGUUUGGUAGAAUAUUUUUUCCCCAAUUAUCCUUUAUUUUAUUUCUUUAAUUUCUUAAAAUAUGGAUAAAAUUAACUGCGAUCAUUAAACAGCAAAAUGAAAUUAACAAUGUCGCGUUAUUGCCAAGAUUGUAGGAUGUUAGGUUGGUCAGUAUUUGUUGUAUCUUUUCUCUGACGCCAUGAAAACGUAAUUGAAGAGUGAAUGUAACAAAGUGCGAAAAGGUAAGUUUUGAGAUAUUCGCGAAAAAUGUAAUAAAAACAGAAAGCUGAUAAACUAAAUAAAACUGAAAAUGAAAACCAUGAAAUGAAAAAAAAAAAGAAAAAAUGAAUAUAUUAUAUGUAUAUAUAAUCUGUAGAUUCUUGUAAGUCCUGAUGCAGUGGAUUACUGAGAUAGGGCAACAGAGAGCGAAGACUUUUCUUCCUGUUUUCAGAUAUUUUGUUUUCUGAUGGAAGUCCAAGUAGUUCAACAUUUAGCAAAUCUUCUAUUGUUCUACCCUUCAGAAUAUUGGUUUCAGUAAAUACAGAUACAGAAAAUACAGUUUUUGUCUUCCUAUUUGCGGGAUUAUCUCUGUCGAUCUGUAUUAUGACUGCUUUGCUGAUUUGAAGCUUUGAAAUGUUUAGAUGUCCAUAUUGUUCACUUCAAAUAGGGGGUUCUACCUUGCUGAUUAAAUGGCAUUGACCAGAUCGCCUGGUAUGAUAAAGCUAUGCCCGCUGAUAAGAAACUUAAUUUGUAUUGAAUGGUAAAAGUCUUGAGCUACCAAGGAUAUCAGAACAAACUAAACAUUCUACCAUAAUUUUCCAAAUUAGUUAGACACUGACAUUGGCACUCUCCUUUGAUGAGAAAUAAUACUGACACUUACCUGUGGCAUCUAUUUAUUUUUAUUGAAGGGGCUAAUAUUAAUCACAACACUUACUGCUUAUGCCAGGUAAAAUUUGGCACUUACCACCUUAGUUACUUCCAUUCUUCAAUUGUACUUUCCUUCUAGUCUACAUAUACGUGUCCAUUUCUUUAAAAUUACUUUGAGCUCUUAUCACCGACAUGAACUUUUCUUAUUCCAUUUCGGGUCUUGUAUAUUUUAGCUCGGUAGGUUAUUUUUUAAGUUUUAUAUUUUUAGAAUUAAUUUUAUUAUUAAUGCAUCUGUACAUAUAACUAUUAAUUUCUUCAUUAUCAUCGUGUGACGUGUAUUUAUGAAUUAUCUUAUAAAAUUUACUUACUAAUGUAUUUAUGUAAGUAGCAGAAAUGCCUAAUGGUCAAGUCAGUAGUAAGGAAUGCGUGUAUCCUGCGUACCAAACUGAGAUGGGUUGGCAUCAUGACUGACGUAAUCUAUACCUUAAAGAUAUGUGUUUUGUGCUGUUAUAGAAUCAUUUUGCAGUAUAUUCGAUGCUUUUGAUACAAAUUAAAAACUAUCGACUUCCUAUUCUAAAUUGAGGAACAUUUAAAUAAAUUUGGAAACUACCGAUCGACCAAACCAAACUGUCAUAUCGCCUUUUGUAAAAGAUUUUUUCGUUGAGUCUGACGUCGAUGGUUUUUAGAUUUUUAUACAAACUGUAUAUUGUAAAGAAAAUAUAAUAAAGCAUAAUAUUUAAAGUU